Messenger RNA from Fusarium sp. VM40, 1506 nucleotides. NCBI's taxonomy places the organism in Eukaryota, Fungi, Ascomycota, Sordariomycetes, Hypocreales, Nectriaceae. The record is from the annotation of a GenBank genome assembly.
AUGGUUAACGGGCUCACCAUUAACCAUGCCAAUGGCAACGGCAAUGGCCAUUCCCAUAUCUCAGAUUCAGGCUCGGAAACGUCUGGUGCCUCCAGCAAUGGCAGUGCCAAUCGUCGCAUUAAAUUGAGCCGCAAAAUGUCCAGUCCCAUGGCACCUCCUUUCAUGGUAUCAGCACCCGGAAAGGUCAUUGUUUUUGGUGAACACUCUGUUGUUCAUGGCAAGGCAGCCAUCGCCGCAGCCAUCUCGCUGCGAUCCUACCUCCACGUUACCACGCUUUCCAAGUCAAAACGUACCGUCUCUCUUCAAUUCGCCGAUAUCGGUCUUGUUCACACCUGGAAUAUCGACGACCUACCAUGGAACGCUUUCCAACACCCGGACAAGAAGAAGUCAUAUUAUUCUCUCGUGACAGAGCUCGACCCUGACCUCGUCGCUGCGAUCCACCCACAUAUCGAAGUCGUCUCCCCCGACCACCCAGAGGAUAUUCGAAGAGUACAUCACAGCUCAGUUUCAGCUUUCCUCUAUCUCUUCUUAUCGCUAGGAUCGCCAUACUUCCCUCCAUGCCUUUAUACUCUGCGCUCGACGAUACCAAUUGGUGCUGGUUUGGGAAGCAGCGCUUCAGUUUCAGUAUGCCUUGCAUCCGCUCUUCUUCUACAACUGCGAACGCUAUCUGGUCCUCACCCCGAUCAACCCGCAGACGAGGCGCGACUCCAAGUGGAAAGAAUCAACAGAUGGGCGUUUGUGUCAGAAAUGUGUAUUCAUGGAAACCCUUCAGGUGUGGACAAUACCGUUGCGACACAGGGUAAGGCUGUGGUGUUCCAACGAACAGACUACACCAAACCACCGGCAGUUCGACCAUUGUGGGAUUUCCCCGAGCUACCUUUGUUGCUGGUAGACACUCGACAGUCCAAAUCCACCGCACACGAGGUCGCCAAGGUUGCGAAGUUGAAACAAACACACCCUAAGCUUGUAGGCACCAUUCUUGAUGCUAUGGAUAAGGUUACCGAUGCUGCUUCCGAACUCAUUCAGGACGCGGCUUUUGAUAAGGAUUCAGAAUCGGAUCUGAGCAAGCUUGGUGAGCUUAUGACUAUCAACCACGGAUUACUUGUAUCACUGGGCGUUUCCCAUCCUCGUCUGGAAAGAGUCCGAGAACUGGUCGAUCACGAAGGCAUCGGGUGGACAAAGUUGACGGGUGCUGGUGGUGGUGGAUGCUCCAUCACACUUUUACGACCUGAUAUUGACGCGGAGAAAUUGCAGAAGCUUGAAGGACAACUCGAAGCCGAAAACUACGCCAAGUUCGAGACUACUCUUGGAGGUGACGGCAUCGGUGUUCUUUGGCCAGCUGUUCUGAAGAAUGGCACAGAAGAAGAUGACGAGGGUGGAAUGGAGAUAGAUCGUGAGAAGUUCCUCGAAGCAGAGGGCACCGAAGGUGUUGAGAAGUUGGUGGGAGUUCAUGGCGAUACUGGAGAAAGAGAGGGAUGGAAGUUCUGGCGAGUUGAAACCCGGUAA